This is a messenger RNA of Hemicordylus capensis (graceful crag lizard), 7853 nucleotides long. It is a transcript of the gene SIDT1, whose product is annotated as SID1 transmembrane family member 1. Gene Ontology annotation, cellular component: membrane. The record is from RefSeq and is a predicted model, not a curated record. Bases 656 to 3166 code for a protein of 836 amino acids. The transcript is spliced from 26 exons. Lineage: Eukaryota; Metazoa; Chordata; Lepidosauria; Squamata; Cordylidae.
GCGUGCGCUUGGCUUUAAGCAGGCUAUCGGGUGGGGACUCGAGAUGUGUGUGAUUUGUGUGCAACGAGACUGCUCCUGAAUGACGCUUGCAACUGGAGACCCACCCCCGCCCGGCGGGGAUGCGGUGCAAACGCUCUGCGUGCAAUACAUGCGCACAGCAAGUCGUGGAUCGCCUCUUCGCGAGCUGCUCCUGUGCAGGGCUAACUUCGAACGACACAUUCCGACUGCCAAGGCGGGAGGGACGAAGGCAGCCGGCCGCUUCCCUUCCCCACCCCUGGGACGAGCACCCAAGCAGCUUCUGCGGCAGGAUCUCCGAUCCUUCUGCCCAUUCGGAGGCGUAGUUGCCGGGGUUGGGUUUGAAAGGCUGCCGUUUGGAUCAUGGGCAUUUCUGUUCAAGCUGCGCCAGAGGAGACCGAUGUAUAGUAUUAGCAACGAAGAAGGGAGAUCCAGCCGCGGCGUCUCUCGAUCCAGGACAUAUUUUUCUCCCGCCCGCGCGUCUUUGAAAUGACCCAGGCGGCAGCAGGCGAUGGUGCGGGGAGCCGCGGGCGUGGGCAGCUGUCGGCCGCGGCUUGAGGAAAGCGGCAGGCCCCCCUGGGAGUAGAUCCCGCCUUGCUCGGACGGUGUCUCUCUCUCUUGUCCCUCCACCUGAAGGACAAUGAGCUGGGCUGGGCUGGCCUGGCUCCUCCUGGCUGCUGCUGCUGCCGGGGCUCAGGAGCUGCUGCAGCCCCCGAGGGCGCUCAGCACGGGCGCGAGCAGCGCCAGAUCCGCCGCUACGGCCGCCGCCGCACAGGCAGCUGAGUUCGGCCGUAUCUACCAGGGGACGGUCAGUCGAGUCACGGAGCAGCUCUACGCCUUCAACUACACCAGCAAGCCGGGUCAGGUUGAUGCAGUCCGGGUCUAUGUAAAGAGCAAUUCUGAAGAUCUUCAGUAUCCAGUCUUGUUCGUAGUUCGGCAGCAGAAGGGGGUUCUAUCCUGGCAGGUUCCACUUAUUUUCCGAGGCCUUUACCAAAGAAGUUAUAGCUACCAGGAAGUGAGCCGUACCCUCUGCCCAUCAGAGACCACAUCUGAGAGUGGACCUUCAGAGCAGAUCAUAUUUGUAGAUGUGGCUUCCAUGGCCCCUUAUAAUGCUCAGUACAUGCUGCAAGUAACCAGGAUCAAGAGCUUCCAGCUUGGGACAAACACUGCUUUUAACUUCACUGCCAGCCCUUCUCAACCUCAGUAUUUUCUGUACAAGUUCCCACCACAUGCGGAUUCUAUCAUCGUCAGGGUGGUUUCUGACAUGGUCUACCCCUGCACUGUCGUCUCCAUCCAGGACAUUGUGUGCCCAGUUUAUGAUUUGGACCAUAAUGUGGAAUUUAAUGGGGUUUACCAGUCCAUGACAAAACAGGCAGCCAUCACUGUGCAGAAAAAGGACUUCCCGGGUGAGCAGUUCUUCGUCGUGGUUGUCAUAAAGCCAGAGGAUUAUGCCUGUGGGGGUUCAGUGCCUUCCUCUAUACUGGGAAAGACCAACCAUACCUGGAACCUUCAGAGAAUGAAGAGACUCGAAGUAACAGUCGUGCCCUCAAUUAAAGGGUCUGUUUAUGUGCGUGCCAUCCUCUUCAGUUUUUUGAGCUUCUUCUCCUUCUACCUGGGUGCACUGGUGGUUGCCUUUGUACACUACAUCAGGAUUCAUAGGAAGACUUCAGCUGGACGAUACACUCUCGAUAAUGGAUCUGGGACUGUGCCUUCCUCUCAUCCUAUCACUGCCAGCACCCCUGAAGGAAGCAGCUAUGGAGCUAUUGAUGAGUCAAGCUCCAGUGGAGGUCAGCAGUUAUCACCACUGGAUCAGAGGGCUCCUUGUGGCUCUGAUACAGACAGCUCAGUGGAAGAGGAAAGUGACUUUGACACCAUGCCUGAGAUCGAAAGUGACAAGAAUGUCAUCCGCACUAAGGUAUUCCUCUAUCUGUCAGAUUUAUCCAGAAAGGACCGAAGAAUUGUCAGCAAAAAGUAUAAAAUUUAUUUCUGGAACAUCAUCACAAUCGCUGUCUUUUAUGCCCUGCCUGUAAUCCAGUUGGUGAUCACAUACCAGACGGUGGUGAAUGUUACUGGAAACCAAGACAUCUGCUAUUACAAUUUCCUUUGUGCUCAUCCAUUGGGAGUCCUGAGUGCUUUUAACAACAUCCUCAGCAAUGUGGGCCAUGUGCUGCUGGGCUUCCUUUUUCUGCUGAUUGUGUUGCGCAGAGACAUUCUCCAUCGGCGCUCCUUGGAAAUGAAAGACAUCUACACAAUGGAAUAUGGGAUCCCCAAGCACUUUGGCCUCUUCUAUGCGAUGGGCAUCGCUUUGAUGAUGGAAGGCGUCCUCAGCGCUUGUUAUCAUGUCUGCCCCAACUACUCCAAUUUCCAGUUUGAUACGUCCUUCAUGUAUAUGAUUGCCGGGUUGUGCAUGCUAAAGCUGUACCAGACCCGCCACCCUGACAUCAACGCCAGUGCCUACUCUGCCUAUGCAUCCUUUGCAGUGGUCAUAUGCCUCGCUGUCCUUGGAGUGGUGUUUGGGAAAAAUGCAGUGUGGUUUUGGGUCCUCUUCUCAGUCAUCCAUGUCAUAGCCUCGCUUGGUCUCAGCACCCAGAUCUAUUACAUGGGUCGUUUUAAGAUAGAUGUCUCUGAUCCAGACUUUGGGAUUUUUCGACGUGCAGUUAUGGUGCUGUAUACAGACUGCAUCCAGCAAUGCAGCCGGCCAAUGUACAUGGACAGAAUGGUCUUGCUUGUUGUUGGGAACCUGGUGAACUGGUCUUUUGCCAUUUUUGGACUGGUGUAUCGGCCAAAAGAUUUUGCCUCGUACAUGCUAGGUAUCUUCAUCUGUAACCUUCUGCUGUACCUAGCCUUCUAUGUCAUCAUGAAGCUCCGCAGCUCAGAGAGACUUCUACCCAUCCCCCUUUUCUGUAUUGUGGCCACAGCUGUAGUUUGGGCUGCAGCCCUUUAUUUCUUUUUCCAAAACCUUAGCAGCUGGGAGGAAACUCCAGCAGAAUCUCGAGAGAAAAACCGCCCAUGUAUCCUUCUGGGAUUCUUUGAUGACCACGAUGUCUGGCACUUCCUUUCAGCGGCUGCCUUGUUUUUCUCCUUCCUGGUCCUGCUCACUCUGGAUGAUGAUUUGGAUUCUGUACCGAGAGACAAGAUCCCUGUCUUCUGAGUCAUGGGAUGAGGACAAGAAUGAUUUUUGAUGCUGCUCAUCCAGCUAGUGUUGCCAGCCAACGCAGUUGGUGAAAACAAACUUAUCAGUACACAGAGCACAAAACACAGAAACUGGUUUUCAACGGUUUCAUACACUGCUGGCAUAUGGGGAGGUUAUUCUAACAAACAAGAGAAGAGAGCUGAAAUAAGAGAGCUUCUCUUUGUCACUCAGACUGAAUACCAGAAUUCGGUAUCUCUAGCAUGGAUGAUAACUCUUGGUGCUUUGCAGUUUCUCUCCAGUUACUUUCCAGGAAUCUUGCAAGGGACAUAAGAUUUCUAUGUGCCCUAUUUUGGAAAAUGGCCGUGGAACUUAUAACUGCUUCAAUUAGACUGAGUCGGUGAAAUUUUUUUAUCUGGCAACUCUCCUAAAGCUUGGUGAAUUGCACUGUUGUUUCAUAAAAUGCUUCACAUAAGUAUCUUGGACUCAAUGCUUGAUGAAAAUGGCAGAUUCCUACCAGUAAAGGUUAGAGUCAGUGGUCAACUAUUUACCUUUUUUAAUGGGCCAAACUCAGACAAUUCUGACUUUUAUUUCUCACAUUUGUAAGUACGGUUGUGAUAAUAUUUCCCUUACAGGAGCUUUCAAUGAGAUUUCAAUGACAUGCUGAACCCUGUCCUGGACAGAAAUAUUAAUAGAUUAGCUAGAUGAAAUUUUGGGUUAAUUAUAAUGUUGGAUCUUGGCAUUUAUAAUAUUUGGAGACUGCUCAACCCAAGGGACUGUGAAUUAUACAUACAUAUCUCUGGUCCAUCAGAAGUUCUCUGGGCUACAUUGCUUCCUGAUAAUAUUACCUUGAACUCCAAAAUAGGUACAAUUUUUCUCUUGUUCCAUGCCCUAGUGAUCCUUGAUAUUGCCCUGCCAAUCUCAGCAGCAUUGUCACAAUGGUGUCUAAAUAACUCUCUUCUGAAAUACCAAGCCGUUUCAGAAAAAAAUAAAAGCCCAUAUUAGUGACUUUCUGGCUAAUAAUGCUGUCAGUGAAGUCUCAUCACUAGUGCUAUGGGAUUUGCUAAAAGCAGAGAUGAAGGAAGUAAUUUAUCAUGCAGUUCAUAAAAAGAAAGCCCAUAUUAGUCAAUAGACAAGAACAAUCUCUAUAAUCAAUUAUGGGCAAUCUCCAAACCCUGAUAAAUACACUAAGCUACUUAAACUUUAGUAUGAAGUUAAUCUCUUGCAUUCCAAACAGGUGGAUUUUAUCAUUUCCUGUAUUAAACAGGAGUACUGAAAAAGUAUUCAGCACUCCGGUCAUUACCAAGUCAGAAGGCGACAGGAAUUGAUGGAAUAGCUACAGAAAUAUGGCAGGCAACAGAAGAAGAAUCAGUCAUGGCUCUAACCAAACUCUGCCAGCAAAUUUGGAGAACGACACAGUGGCCAACAGAUUGGAAGAGGUCAAUCUACAUACCUAUACCAAAGAAAGGAGACUGAACAGAUUGCGCAAACCACCGCACAAUAUCCUUAAUUUCACAUGCUAGCAAAAUAAUGCUCAGGAUCAUCCAACACAGAUCAGAGCCCUACAUGGAAAGGGAAAUGCCAGAUGCUCAAGCUGGUUUCAGAAAAGGCCAAGGAACAAGAGACAUCAUUGCUCAGCAGGGUGGAUGGACUCGAUUACGACAGCAAUGAAUGCACCACUGAAAGACCUUAAAGGCCAAGUAUGUGGUCGCUAAGAGUCAACACCGACUUGACAGCACUUAAUCAAUCAAUCAAUCACUGGAAAAGUGGAGCAAGAGCCAGUAAGCUUCUGAAGCAUACAUUAAAAUGAAUGAAGAACAGAAAUCGUAUUGCCUCUCUUAAUGAUAAGGCAGAAAGGAUAUGGAACAACCAGAUGAAAAUUAAUGAAUUAUUUUGAGGCUUCUAUUCAUAACUGAUCCAAAUAACUUGUUUCUGUUAAAACCUAAUGGAUUUAACAGGACUACUUAGAAACAACUCUGGAUAUAAAGUCAAUUGGUUAAAAACUGAAGCCAUGUCCGCAGGUUCACCUAUUGCUGAUUCUUCCUAAGUAAAUUUGGACUUCAGUGGGGGCAAGACAAUGAGGCUGUCCUCAUGAGCAGCCUAGCCUGGACUAGGCUGCUCAUGUGUAAUGCUGGGAUCUGCACGGAUCCUGAUGCUCCUGCCAACCAAACCUUACUUUGCUCAGAGCACUUGGCCUAGAGCACCCAUCUGACGGGCGAAUUGCCCGAUGUACACACGCUGCAUUGUAGGAUUCCCAGAAGCCAGGACACAUCGCCCAGCCACUGGAUCUGGGUGCAGCUUGGUGCAGUGAGGAUUGUCUGGGAGCACAGUCUGCACUGAGCACCAUUUUUGCUGUCGUCUGUGGGGUGUUUUGAACCCCUUCCCUCCACCUGCACGGCCACCCAGUUGUGUGAAUACCCUUUAUAUUUAACAUAGGUAUUCUUAUACCCAAAAGUAUUCAGAAUGUGGUUUCUAUGAACUUUGAUCCACUAAUAAGAUGGAGUUAGACCUAAAAAGGUGGAAGAAAUUAAAUUGGACUCUGUGAGGAAGUAUCAACAUGAUUAAAUCCAGUCAUCCCACAUAUCUGUUUAAUAUUCCCCAGUUGUACUUUAAUAUGAUAGCUCAAUUGCUGCGUUGGUUUUUUUUAUGGUGGGAAGCAAAGAGACUUAGAAUUUCUUACAAAAAUCUACAACUCCCAAUUAAAAAAGGAGAUUGUAACUUGCCAAAACUGAGGAUGUUCUCUCAGGCAUUUCUCAGAUGACUUUGGUCAUUAAACUCUGUCAUAUUCAACAAAAAAUAGUUCUAAGGGCAUACUGGUCUCCCUGUAAGAUUUCAGUCAUUAGGGGGAACAACUUCUGGUGCAUGUUGACCCAGGGCAAAGGUGACCCAGGGCAAAUUUGAUGCAUAACAGCACUGUAAAGUGAUUCAGUAAACAGUACAAAGAUAAUUGACUUUAUACUUCAGCUAAACCUCAAAGCACCAUACAAGUUGAUAGUUUUUGGCUUGUUGCAUCCCCCAUCCCCACCUCCACUUUGAUCUCUUAGAGGGCCAGAAACAAUGGGUUAUUAGCCCUUUAUUAAUAGACAAAAGGCCUAUUCUUAAUUGUGGAAAGCAAAUACAGCCCCAGAUAUAGAUGACUGGCUGAAUGAGAUGAAGGCUCUGGCUGCUAGAGAAAAAACAUUUAGGGAAACAGACAAGCUAAGCAAAUCUUACAUUUGGAAAGCUUUCGUUAAACUCUUCUCACACUGACUUAAAUAUGGGACUGUGCUACCUAAGACUUGGGUUUGGUCCAAGCUUCAAAGGUGGUGGUGUAUUUUGGUUUAGUUUUGCCCUUUUCUUUCCUCCAUCUUUUUGAUGGGAGAGGGGGGAUGUGGCAGGUGGGUUUAUGGGUCCCCCCCGUUUUUGGUUAUGUAAUCUCACUGAAACUGUUCAUUAAUACAAAAACAAAAGAGCAAAAACCCUUCUUCCAUUGCAACGGUGGUCAGUCUGAAUUAUCUCUUGCACUGAAAAAGGAAGUAGGGGCAUAUUUUCCACGUAUGCUGUGCUUUAGGAUUCUUCAGCCAAAUGUGCAUUGUAAGAUACUAUCCUUUUUCACUACCAGUACCCCACUGUUUGAUUUGUCCACAUUUGUUUACAAGGAACUAACCCUUUUGUUUCUCCACAAGAUUUGAAGACCCCCCCGCCCCCACCAUUACUUGGGAACUAAUGGAGGACAAGAAACCAUUUGAUGUAGUUAUUUUUAUACUGAGAUUCUCACUCAGAGAGCUGCACAUGCAUGCACGCACACACACAUGCUCCACAUGAAAAGAAUCUAUAUAUAUAUAUUUCUCUAAGGUGUACCUGUCGCUAAUCCCAUGUGUGGCAGCUCUCGCGAGAGUUCGCAAGCAAGCUUCCGGCAGGGGGACAGGAAAGCGGUGCUGCUGGUGGACAGGAUUGUGGGUGAGGCAGGAAACAAAACAGCAGGGAUGGGGGGGGGGGUGAGGAGAAACCAGUGGCUGACGGGCAAAGGAAAUGGUGGUGGGUGGGCAAAGGAAACGGUGGCAGGGAGAACUAGAGGUGCAGAUGCUCUGCGCCCGGCCCAACUAGUUCUUUAAAUAAUCUGAAAAGCACAGCUCCUCUUCUGGGCGGAGGGGCACACCUGAAGAAGUCCUUUCCCACUUCUGAAAAAGACUUCUUGAUAAUGCACAUGCUGUUUUCUCACCUGGAACAUCUCUCCCUUCAGUCUCUCUGCAUAUAUCAUGACCCCUAAAAAGAUUUUUUUUAAAUGCAUAACUUCAAUUAAAAGCCCCUUUUAAUGGAAGUUAUGAGUUUCACCCCUUUUUAUUGAAGUAUGAGUUUCACUUCUCAAAGGACUCAGUGCAAUGCAUCAGGACUCGGUGCAAUGAAAGUAUGCUUCAGUGUCACUUGCCAGUAUUGGUGAUCUACAGCUGUUGAGACUGCUGUUCCUGAAGCUCAUGAAUCCCUUUUUCAGAGAUUUGCCUUUCAUUAUGGGACACUUGUGGGGAACAAGUGAGCUCUACCAGAAUGGGUACUUGCUUUCCUGUUGUUCUCCUGAUAAGGCAGACGGGAAGGAUGGAAUUGUUUCUGUGUUCUUACCAAACAUGGAAACAUAACUUUGUUUGGAAACAAAAUCAUUGUAUGAAGCAGGCAUUGUGCACAUAUUGUGUCCUGCUUUGCUACAUUUUAUGAAUAAAAAGAUGUCAUGUGG